Danio rerio (zebrafish) is the source of this 2895-nucleotide messenger RNA. The record is from RefSeq and is a predicted model, not a curated record. Lineage: Eukaryota; Metazoa; Chordata; Actinopteri; Cypriniformes; Danionidae.
CUAAAAUGUUAAUCCAUAUGCAGUCUAUGUUAUCUGCUUUUUUUUUUUUAAUUUUGAGAAGAACGUGUUACAGUUAUUUGGUAAUUGCAUACAAAGUUUCAAAAACCAUAGAACAUUUUUUAAUGCUUUUUAACAGCUUAUCAGAAUGAAAAAGCAAAGUGAUUAGCAGAAACCUGCUCAAGCAACUUAGAAUAGGACCAAACUAAGUCAGAGGAAUGCAAAGUAAGAUUUGAACUGCAUGAAUAGAGGUGGAGCAACGCAAACAGACCGGCACUAUAAAACCAUCAGAUCUGUGGCUUCAUGGACUUCAUUGAUUCUUUCUGUAACUGGCCUCAUAUAUGCCUGGAACACAUCUAACGAAGGAGGCAGAACACAGACGGAUCCCUGCAAAGAAUAUUAAGUGUUUGUGUCUGUGAACAUUUACAGGAGCUGCAACCACUCAUGGCAAAUCCAGUCCACAAAAUUACAGAUGAGAAGAAACAGCAGGGACUCGAGAAGAUCAAUUCGGGCCAGAGGUUUAAAGCAAAUCUCAUAAAAUGGGUCUCGUUUAUUUCUGGAGACAUGGCUGCGUUCGGAGAAUGGAUGAAAGGCCAGUUUAUCUUGCUCCAAAUUAUGGACUGGGUGUUGCGUGGAGCGGCUCAGGUGAUGUUUGUGAACAACCCUCUCAGUGGUCUGAUCAUCUUUGCUGGACUGAUCCUCCAGAAUAGAUGGUGGGCACUCAAUGGUUUUGUUGGAACCGUGUUUGCUACGAUUUCUGCACUCAUCCUCUGUCAGAACAGAGGUGCAAUUGCUGCUGGUCUGUAUGGAUAUAACGGCAUUUUGGUUGGUCUCCUGAUGGCAGUUUUCUCAAAUGCUGGAGAUUGGUAUUGGUGGCUUCUUCUUCCCAACAUCUUCAUGUCAAUGGCAUGUCCUAUAGUAUCCAGUGCCUUGGCCUCCAUCAACAGCCGCUGGGAUCUGCCUGUCUUCACCUUGCCGUUUAACAUACUGGUGUGUCUCCAUAUGGUGGCUACAGGACACUACAAUCAAUACUUCCCUCAGAUUCUCAUCCAGCCAACUACAUCCAUGUCUAACCUGACAUGGUCUGAGCUGGAUUAUGCACAGCUCUUCCGCUCAAUCCCUGUGGGCAUUGGACAGGUAUACGGAUGUGACAACGCUUGGACAGGGGGAAUAUUCAUGAUUGCUCUGUUCAUCUCCUCACCCAUAACAUUUGCGCAUGCAACUAUUGGAUCAGCAGUUGGUAUGGUGUCAGGUCUAGCUCUUGCAGCCCCAUUCAAAAACAUCUACAUGGGCCUGUGGGGCUAUAACUGUGUUUUAGCCUGCAUUGCCAUUGGUGGGAUGUUCUAUGCUCUCACGUGGCAGACACAUCUGCUGGCUGUGGCUUGUGCAUUUUUCUGUGCAUACCUUGGCUCUGCAAUUGGAAAUGUGAUGUCUAAUUUUGGACUCCCAGCAUGCACCUGGCCCUUCUGUCUCUCUGCCCUCACUUUCCUGUUGAUCACAACGGAAACCAAAUUCAUCCAUAAACUGCCUCUCGCUAAAGUUGCCUACCCUGAACAAAACCUGAGAUACUACUGGAAAAUGAAGAAAGAGGAGAAAACACAGAAGGGAAUUCAGGCCAAAGACACAGAAUCACAGCUGGAGAAAGAGCAAAUAUCCAUUUCAAUGGAAAAGAAAGAUCUGGAUAUUUGCACGGUGGAUGUUCAGCAAGAGGAAAACACACUAUGAGUAGAUCAGAUAGGACCUCAGAGGAAACUCAAAUUCAUUUACCUCAAUUACAUGUUUCCCUCACAUGAUGUUUGAAAAUUCCUCACAAUAAUAGCUAAGAGACACUGUUUUGGACAUUGCCCUCAAUGCACUACUUUCAAAAGGUCUGACAAACACUUUUACUAGCAGAAAUGCAAAAACAAAAUAUUAUUAAAACGCCUAUAUUCAUGAAUGUGCGUAAGCCAAAAUGCAAGAACACAAAAAAGUGCUCUGAACACACACACACACUUUUUCUUCUGAAAUCUAAACCUUAAAAAUUGUCAUCAAUAAGUGUGAUGACUCAUAAAUAUAUUAUUUUGACUUUUUAAGUCAUAUGAGUUGUUUAAAGUCACUGUAAUGCUAGACUUGUAAGGUUAAUUUGAAAGCAAACCCCAAAUAUUCACACUGUAAACAAAUUUUACCCUUUGCCAUUCUCAAGUAAAGGGUUUUAAAGUUGACUGGUAACUCGAUUCUUUAGGUGGCGUUUGCUAAAGGUUGAAGAUCUAAAAGCAUUCUGCUGCACACAAUUUCAAGAUCAUUUGCAAUUCAUAGAUUGCAUAAAUGUAAGAAUACAUUUCUGUAUAAAACAGUCAGUGCCUUAAAUUAAGUUGAAUCAGAUUAACUUUACAAGUCUUUUCAAUUUAUGUUGCAUAACAACAUCACUUAACAUCACAUUAAAACAACAUAAAAAACUUUUUUUCCAUAACAUUGAUAAUUCAUAUUUUUUUCUUUGAAUCACAAAAUGAUCUUAGAUCAAAUAUAAAACAUUCCUGCAGCAUGCAGAAUUUUUAAAAUGCAGCAUUUUGUAAAAGUCCCUAUUUCUAAAUACUUUAGCAGAAUGCGCACCUACACAACAAGAAUGCAAAAGACUUCAUUUUGAUAUUUAGCUGUCAAAACAACUUGUUAUGCGUCACAAUUCAAAUAUCCAAGCCUACGUCACUUUUUGCUUCCAGCUAAGGAGAAAGAUUAAAGCAUGCCAAAUGAAAAUGUCAAAUGUCAAAAAGACAAAAGGUGCAGUUUGUUUUGUAACUGUUCAUAAUGUGUAAUAGAUGUGUUGAAUAGAGAACCUGCUCUAUUUCAGUGUUUUCACCUGUAACAAAUGAGUGUUAUAUUUUUUAAAAAGGCUUUUAUAAAUCCCAAUAAAUUUAUAUUUUU